Molecule: messenger RNA, 2898 nt
Organism: Peromyscus eremicus (cactus mouse)
Lineage: Eukaryota; Metazoa; Chordata; Mammalia; Rodentia; Cricetidae
Gene: Gabbr2
Product: gamma-aminobutyric acid type B receptor subunit 2
Exons: 19
Coding region: 1-2820 (939 amino acids)
Biological process (GO): gamma-aminobutyric acid signaling pathway; G protein-coupled receptor signaling pathway
Cellular component (GO): membrane; G protein-coupled receptor heterodimeric complex
Molecular function (GO): G protein-coupled GABA receptor activity
Source: RefSeq, a predicted model, not a curated record
AUGGCUUCCCAGCCGAGCUCCGGGCAGCCCCGGCCGCCGCCGCCGCCGCCGCCCGCGCGCCUGCUGCUGCCCGUGCUGCUGUCGCUGCUGCUGUCGUUGGCGCCUGGGGCCUGGGGCUGGGCACGGGGCGCCCCCCGGCCGCCGCCCAGCAGCCCGCCGCUCUCCAUCAUGGGCCUCAUGCCGCUCACCAAGGAGGUGGCCAAGGGCAGCAUCGGGCGCGGCGUGCUCCCCGCCGUGGAGCUAGCCAUCGAGCAGAUCCGCAACGAGUCACUUCUGCGCCCCUACUUCCUGGACCUGCGACUCUAUGACACCGAGUGUGACAACGCAAAGGGAUUGAAAGCCUUCUAUGAUGCAAUAAAGUAUGGGCCGAACCAUUUGAUGGUGUUUGGAGGCGUCUGUCCAUCUGUCACAUCGAUCAUCGCCGAGUCCCUCCAAGGCUGGAAUCUGGUGCAGCUUUCCUUCGCCGCCACCACGCCUGUUCUCGCGGAUAAGAAGAAGUACCCAUAUUUCUUCCGGACGGUGCCCUCUGACAACGCGGUGAACCCGGCCAUCCUGAAGCUGCUGAAGCACUUCCGGUGGCGGCGCGUGGGCACACUCACGCAGGACGUGCAGCGCUUCUCCGAGGUGAGGAACGACCUGACUGGGGUUCUGUACGGGGAGGACAUCGAGAUCUCAGACACAGAGAGCUUCUCCAAUGAUCCCUGCACCAGCGUCAAAAAGCUCAAGGGGAACGACGUGAGGAUCAUCCUCGGCCAGUUUGACCAGAACAUGGCAGCGAAAGUCUUCUGUUGUGCCUUCGAGGAGAGCAUGUUCGGCAGCAAGUACCAGUGGAUCAUCCCAGGCUGGUACGAGCCUGCGUGGUGGGAGCAGGUACACGUGGAGGCCAACUCCUCACGCUGCCUGCGCAGGAGCCUCCUGGCUGCCAUGGAGGGCUACAUCGGAGUGGACUUCGAGCCCCUGAGCUCCAAACAGAUCAAGACCAUCUCAGGGAAGACUCCACAGCAAUACGAAAGAGAAUACAACAGCAAGCGCUCAGGCGUGGGGCCCAGCAAGUUCCAUGGGUACGCCUACGAUGGCAUCUGGGUCAUCGCCAAGACUCUGCAGAGGGCCAUGGAGACACUGCAUGCCAGCAGCAGGCACCAGCGGAUCCAGGACUUCAACUACACAGACCACACGCUGGGCAGGAUCAUCCUCAACGCCAUGAAUGAAACCAACUUCUUCGGCGUCACGGGUCAAGUUGUGUUCCGGAACGGAGAGAGAAUGGGAACCAUUAAAUUUACUCAAUUUCAAGACAGUAGAGAGGUAAAGGUGGGCGAGUACAACGCAGUGGCUGACACCCUGGAGAUCAUCAAUGACACCAUCAGGUUCCAGGGGUCUGAGCCACCCAAGGACAAGACCAUCAUCCUGGAGCAGCUGCGAAAGAUCUCCCUCCCGCUCUACAGCAUCCUGUCAGCCCUCACCAUCCUCGGCAUGAUCAUGGCCAGCGCCUUUCUCUUCUUCAACAUCAAGAACCGGAACCAGAAGCUGAUCAAGAUGUCAAGUCCCUACAUGAACAAUCUCAUCAUCCUGGGCGGAAUGCUGUCCUACGCGUCCAUCUUCCUCUUCGGCCUCGACGGAUCCUUUGUCUCGGAAAAGACCUUCGAAACCCUCUGCACGGUCCGGACCUGGAUUCUCACCGUGGGCUACACAACCGCCUUUGGGGCCAUGUUUGCGAAGACCUGGAGGGUCCAUGCCAUCUUCAAAAAUGUGAAGAUGAAGAAGAAGAUCAUCAAAGACCAGAAGCUGCUUGUGAUUGUGGGGGGCAUGCUGCUGAUCGACCUGUGCAUCCUGAUCUGCUGGCAGGCUGUGGACCCCCUGCGGAGGACGGUGGAGAGGUACAGCAUGGAGCCGGACCCAGCAGGCCGGGACAUCUCCAUCCGCCCACUGCUGGAACACUGCGAAAACACCCACAUGACCAUCUGGCUCGGCAUCGUCUACGCCUACAAGGGGCUUCUCAUGUUGUUCGGUUGUUUCUUAGCGUGGGAAACACGCAAUGUAAGCAUCCCUGCCCUCAAUGACAGCAAGUACAUCGGGAUGAGCGUGUACAACGUGGGGAUCAUGUGCAUCAUCGGGGCUGCCGUCUCCUUCCUGACGCGGGACCAGCCCAACGUGCAGUUCUGCAUCGUGGCCCUGGUCAUCAUCUUCUGCAGCACAAUCACACUCUGCCUGGUGUUUGUGCCAAAGCUCAUCACUCUGAGGACAAACCCCGACGCAGCCACUCAGAACAGGAGAUUCCAGUUCACACAGAACCAGAAGAAAGAAGAUUCGAAGACCUCCACUUCAGUCACCAGCGUGAACCAGGCGAGCACGUCACGCCUAGAAGGACUGCAGUCAGAAAACCACCGCCUACGGAUGAAGAUCACAGAGCUGGACAAAGACUUGGAAGAAGUCACCAUGCAGCUACAAGACACACCAGAGAAGACCACAUACAUCAAACAGAAUCACUACCAAGAGCUCAACGAUAUCCUCAGCCUGGGCAACUUCACAGAGAGCACAGAUGGAGGAAAGGCCAUUUUAAAAAAUCACCUCGAUCAAAACCCCCAGCUACAGUGGAACACAACAGAGCCCUCUAGAACAUGCAAAGACCCCAUAGAAGACAUCAACUCCCCAGAGCACAUCCAGCGCCGGCUGUCCCUCCAGCUCCCGAUCCUCCACCACGCCUACCUCCCGUCCAUUGGAGGCGUGGACGCCAGCUGCGUCAGCCCCUGCGUCAGCCCUACCGCCAGUCCCCGCCACAGACAUGUGCCACCCUCCUUCCGAGUCAUGGUCUCUGGCCUGUAGGGGUGGGAGGCCUGGGGCCGGGGCCUCCCCGGGGACAGCACCAUGCUGGGUCAAGGCACCUGCCACUGGCACACUGAC